UCCCUCGCUCCUUUCGUUUCCUUUCCCAGUAACAAGUAACAACACACAACACACAACACACGCUCUCUUAUUAAUCACUCCUUAAUUUCCCGAAAGAAACCCUAAUCGGAACCCCAAAUGGCUCUGACGGAGGAAACCGCCGGCGCCACCACUGUCAUCGACCAGACCUACGAAUUCUCUGCGCCGCGAUUCUUCGAUUUCGUCAAAGGCGAGUCCGACGAGGAUGCCAAUAAGGCCGAACUCUGGUUCGAUACGGCUCUCUCCUACGCUCCUUCGCCAUUCAUGCCUAAAAUCAAGACUGCAAGAUCUAUUACUGUAGAUAGCUUGUGUGAUUUUAGUGAGGAUGACAAAAUGCAGAAGAUGUUAGCUAGUGUUUAUGAUAAUGCUCAGGAAACCAAUACACAACCACAGAGCAUAACUACCAAAACAGAGGAAGGCCAAGCAGACAAAAUGCUGAAGACGUCGGCAAAUGUUGAUAAUGAAGUUCUGGAAACCAAUAUAAAACCACAGUGCGUAGCUACUGUAAAGGAAGAUGAAGCUGACAAAAUGCAGAAGGUGUCAGCAAUUGUUGAUGAUAAAGUUCUGGAAACCAAUAUAAAAUCAGUGUGUGUGGCUACUGUAAAGGACGAUGGUGCACCUUGCCCAGGUAGUGCAUGCUUAAAGGUUGCGUCAUCUGUUGAAGUAGCAAAAGAUGCUUGCACACCAAAACCAGCAUUGCAGAAAAAAGUCACCACAUCCACUAAUUCCAAGAAGGCACAGAAUAAGAAGAAGAUAGCCACGAAUACAAAACCUCAAUUAAAGUCAGAAGCCGUGAAGAGCAUUGCUGGAACUCCUCACUUGGCCCAAGAUAAUCAAGCUAUUAAGCGGCAAAAAUUGGAAGGAGGAAAAUCUAGACAGAUUCUGAAUGUCAAACAUCAAACUUUGCCCCAUAACAAGUCAAGAUUGGGGUUAACCGCGUCUUCAAGCACUAGUAAACCUCACAAAGAGGACAGAAAGGUUUAUGUUCGUGAAACACCAACAACACCAGCCUCUGUACCAUUUGUAUCAAUGGCCCAAAUGAUGAAAAGAUUUCAAUCUAGUACCAGAGACCUGUCAUUGCCCGGGGUUGUUUCUCAUACAAAACCAAAACUUACAUUGACUAGGCCUAAGGAGCCUGAAUUUGAGACAAAUCAGCGGAUUCGCCCAGCUAGGGUGAAGAGUAGUGCUGAGCUUGAGGAAGAAAUGAUGGCUAAAAUUCCAAAAUUCAAGGCUCGACCAUUGAAUAAGAAGAUUUUGCAAACUACAACUUUGCCUCCCAUUCCAAGAAGUACACCGCAGCCACCAGAAUUUAAGGAAUUUCGUCUAGAAACUUCGGCCAGGGCCCAUCAGAAUGCAGAUACAGCUUCAAUAGCUUCGACAGAGGUGUCUCGUAAGGAGAAUUCAUGGAAGCCUCAUCAUCUUACAGAACCAAAAACACCUCUACUCCAAACCUCACUAAGAGCCCGCCCACCCACGGUGAAAAGCUCAUUAGAAUUAGAGCAGGAGGAGCUUGAAAAGAUCCCUAAAUUCAAGGCAAGACCUCUAAAUAAGAAGAUCUUUGAGAGUAAAGGAGAUAUUGGAAUGUUUUGCCAUACCAAGAAACAUGUCACUGAACCUCAGGAAUUUCACUUUGCCACAAAUGAAAGGAUUCCACCACCUGCUGCCGUGGCUGAUUUGUUUGCCAAGCUUUCUUUGAAGUCUGAACCUGCCCACAAACCAAUUCCAAGAAACACGACUCCAAAUCCAUUUCAUCUCCACACAGAGGAAAGAGGUGCCGAAAAAGAGAAGAAACUGGUCAUGGAACUUCUGCAGAAGCAGUUGGAUGAGGAAAAUGCAAGGAUUCCCAAGGCUAAUCCAUACCCUUAUACCACCGAUUACCCUGUGAUCCCACCUAAACCAGAACCAAAGCAAUGCACAAGACCAGAGCCAUUCCAAUUAGAGAGCCUGGUGAGACAUGAGGAAGAAAUGCAAAAGGAACAGGAAGAAAGACGUAGAAUGGAACAAGAAGAGGCCCAGAUGAGAGAGUUUAAGGCACAACCAAUCUUGAAAGAGGAUCCAAUCCCCGUUCCAGAGAAGGUACGCAAACCUCUCACGCAAGUUCAGGAAUUCAGUUUACAUGUGAAUCAUCGAGCUGUGGAUAGAGCACAAUUUGAUGAAAGGAUUAAGGAAAAAGAAAUGAUGUACAAACGAUACAGAGAGGAGAGUGAAGCAGCACAAAUGAUUGAAGAAGAAAAGGCAUUGAAACAGUUGAGAAGGACACUGGUUCCUCAGGCUAGACCAGUUCCAAGUUUUGAUCGUCCGUUUUGUCCCCAAAAGUCUUCGAAGGACACAACGAAACCCAAGUCGCCAAAUUUACGUGUGCUCCAAAGAAGAAAGGAAAGACGAAAGGUGUUCAACGGAACCGCAGUCUCAAGUCCUGCAUCUAACAUGAGAUGAUGCAGUUCCAACUUUCUGUUAUCAGUCAGUGUUCAAGAACUCUUGAAUCCUCUCUAGGUGUUGUGUCUGUGUAAUACUACUACUCAGCUCGUGUUCGUUAUCAAAUCUCAAUUCUUUCAUGUAUAUUUUUCUGAAACAAGUUAAUGGCCUAUGUAUUAUUACUUUAAGCCAUACAGCGUGAUGUUACCAUUAAUAGUCCUAUUUUUCCAGUAGAUUAAUAAUUCUAAUUAAAUUUUGGAAUUCCUCUCAAA
This is a messenger RNA of Cajanus cajan (pigeon pea), 2705 nucleotides long. It is a transcript of the gene TPX2, whose product is annotated as targeting protein for XKLP2. The record is from RefSeq and is a predicted model, not a curated record. Gene Ontology annotation, cellular component: nuclear microtubule; spindle. NCBI's taxonomy places the organism in Eukaryota, Viridiplantae, Streptophyta, Magnoliopsida, Fabales, Fabaceae. Gene Ontology annotation, biological process: regulation of mitotic spindle organization; activation of protein kinase activity; mitotic spindle assembly. Gene Ontology annotation, molecular function: protein kinase activator activity; microtubule binding.